Messenger RNA from Hibiscus syriacus, 1710 nucleotides. Its product is annotated as aldehyde dehydrogenase family 2 member C4-like. The transcript has 9 exons. Lineage: Eukaryota; Viridiplantae; Streptophyta; Magnoliopsida; Malvales; Malvaceae. The record is from RefSeq and is a predicted model, not a curated record. The coding region runs from base 51 to 1565 and encodes 504 amino acids. Gene Ontology annotation, molecular function: aldehyde dehydrogenase (NAD+) activity.
GAGAGAGAGAGAGAGAGAGAGAGAGAGAGAGAGAGAGAGAGAGCUCAGAGAUGGCGAAUCAUAGCAACGGAAAUUCCAACCACACUGAAUCUUCCUUCAAGAUUCCGCCGAUAAAAUUCACGAAGCUCUUCAUCAAUGGAGACUUCGUCGAUUCUGUUUCAGGGAAAACGUUGGACACGAUUGAUCCGAGAACAGGAGAGGUGAUAACAAAAGUUUCCCUCGGCGAUGCAGAGGAUAUUGAUUUGGCUGUUAAGGCGGCGCGUCAAGCCUUCGACCACGGCCCUUGGCCUCGCAUGUCCGGCUCGGAGCGAGGAUUGAUCAUGCUGAAGUUCGCAGACUUGAUCGAAAAAAAUGCAGACGAAUUAGCUGCAUUAGAUGCUGUUAAUGGAGGCAAGGUAUUUGCUCUUUGCAAGGUGAUCGACGUCGCUGAAGCUUCAAAGGCAUUGCGUUAUUAUGCCGGUGCAGCCGAUAAAAUUCACGGAACAGUAUUAAAAUUGUCCAAGGGACUUCAUGGCUACACUCUCAGGGAACCUAUUGGCGUUGUAGGGAGCAUAAUCCCUUGGAAUUUCCCUACUGUCAUGUUCUUCAUGAAGACUGCUCCAGCAUUAGCAGCCGGCUGCACCAUCGUCCUCAAGCCUGCCGAGCAGACUCCUCUUUCGGCCCUUUAUUACGCUCACCUCGCCAAGCUGGCUGGUGUCCCUGAUGGAGUGCUCAAUGUUGUGAAUGGACAUGGACAUACUACUGGAGCUGCCAUUAGCUCUCAUAUGGAUAUUGAUAAAGUGACUUUUACUGGGUCUACGGAAGUCGGACGGAAGAUAAUGACGGCAGCUGCCGCAAGUAAUCUGAAGCCGGUGUCACUUGAAUUGGGAGGCAAAUCACCUUUGUUGAUAUUCGAUGAUGCUGAUAUUGACCAGGCUGCAGAAAUUGCUUUCAGAGCCUUGUUUUUCAACAAAGGAGAAAUUUGUGUGGCAAGUUCCCGUGUUUUUGUUCAAGAAGGUAUUUAUGAAAAAAUUGAAAAGAAACUGAUAGAGAAGGCAAAAGCAACGGUUGUUGGCGACCCUUUUGACCCUAAAGUUCAUCAAGGACCCCAAACUGAUAAGAAGCAAUUCGAGAAGAUUUUAUCUUACAUUGAGCUUGGAAAGAGAGAAGGAGCUACGUUGUUAACCGGGGGCAACCGUGUCGGCCAGAAGGGAUACUACAUCGAACCGACGAUAUUUGCCAAUGUUAAGGACGACAUGACCAUAGCAAGAGAAGAAAUCUUUGGACCAGUGAUGUCGUUGAUGAAGUUCAGAACAAUGGAAGAAGUAAUCAAGAGAGCAAACGACACAACUUAUGGCUUGGCAGCUGGGAUUAUAACGAAGAACCUGAACGUCGCCAAUACCGUGUCGAGGUCGAUCCGUGCCGGUGUCAUCUGGAUCAAUUGUUACACUGCAUUUGAUGUAGAUUGCCCUUAUGGUGGAUACAAGAUGAGUGGAUUCGGAAGGGAUUAUGGUUUGGAUGCUCUUAAUCAGUAUCUUCAAACAAAAUCUGUUGUAACUCCCGUUGUCGAUUCUCCCUGGUACUAGAUCCUCGUAAUACCCCUGAUGGGAUUUUACUAGUAUAAAUAAUGCUUAUUUUGUUAUAAUAAUUUAGGAAAUCAGCCAACAAUAAUUGUUUGGAUUAGUGAAACCUAGCUGCUCUCAUGGUACAAUCUUAAUUUCUUUUCUUCAA